UUAAAAUUGUGACUGCCCCUAUUGAAGGCUUCCAAGGUCUAUAAAUUGAGUGGCACCCUCCUUCAGUUUUUCUUCACACUCAUCUACUCCACAUUGUCCUCUCACCACUCUCCAAUUGAAAAGGCUUCUUUAUCAAAAGAAAAAUGGCUCAAGUUUGUUUGCUCUUGGUGGGGCUUCUCACAAUGUUCUCCUCUGCCUAUGGCUAUGGAUAUGGUGGUGGCUGGGUUAAUGCACAUGCCACCUUCUAUGGAGGAAGUGAUGCCUCAGGAACAAUGGGUGGGGCAUGUGGAUAUGGCAACCUCUACAGCCAAGGGUAUGGAACAAACACUGCUGCUUUGAGCACUGCUUUGUUCAACAAUGGUCUUAGUUGUGGCUCAUGCUAUGAAAUAAGGUGUGUGAAUGACCAUAGGUGGUGCCUCCCUGGCUCCAUUAUGGUCACUGCCACCAAUUUCUGCCCUCCAAACAAUGCCUUACCAAACAAUGCAGGAGGAUGGUGCAACCCUCCUAUGCACCAUUUUGACCUCUCUCAGCCUGUCUUCCUUCGCAUUGCACAAUACAGAGCAGGAAUUGUGCCUGUGUCCUACAGAAGGGUACCCUGCAGGAGAAGGGGAGGCAUAAGGUUCACAAUCAAUGGCCACUCCUACUUUAACUUGGUCCUCAUAACAAACGUAGGAGGUGCUGGAGAUGUUCAUGGUGUGGCCAUCAAAGGGUCAAGAACUGGGUGGAUGCCAAUGUCCAGAAACUGGGGUCAAAAUUGGCAAAGCAACAACUAUCUCAAUGGCCAAAGCCUCUCAUUCAAGGUCACCACUAGUGAUGGCCGUACAGUGGUGUCCUACAAUGUUGCCCCUGCUGGUUGGUCCUUCGGCCAAACCUACACUGGUGCUCAAUUCCGCUAGAGAGGCCUUAAUAAUUGUUCACAAGUUGAAGUUCCAAAUAUAUUUAGUUACACUACAUAUGGUAUAUGCUAUAAUUCCUCAAUUUAAGUGUUAGUGUAUGACUAAAAAAAAAAAAAAAAAUAGUAUACUAAGGUAUUAAAAUAGUAUGCUACUUGGUGGAGGAGGGGGUGGGGUCAAUUGGAUCACAAAAUGUUUAAGGGCUUAUUUUAAACUGGCUCUUGAUCAUUUUUUAUUGGGUCAAAAGGGGUUCCUAAUUCUAGGGUUCUUAUUGAUUAUUGGGGAAUUUUAAUUUUUCAUUUCUGAAAGCUUUUUCAACCUUUUUGCUGCUGAAAGCUAGCAGAGAGGGAGAUUUUAUAUUUUAUAUUUGUGGCCUACUAAAUUGGAGGAGGUGGACUGUUGUACCACCCGCCAUUAGUAUUGGAGCAGUUUUUUUGGUUAUUUUUGGUCCCUAUUGGGAUUAUUUAGAAGCAUUGCUUGCUUACUCAUCCUUUGUAAGCAGCCAUGGCUAAGUAUGUCUUUGGUUGUACCACUGGAAGUGUAAAUUUUCCUAUUUCUGCAUUUAAUAGAAAGUUGCAGUAAUUUACUAGUACUA
This is a messenger RNA of Glycine soja, 1488 nucleotides long. Its product is annotated as expansin-A10-like. The record is from RefSeq and is a predicted model, not a curated record. NCBI's taxonomy places the organism in Eukaryota, Viridiplantae, Streptophyta, Magnoliopsida, Fabales, Fabaceae. The transcript is spliced from 4 exons. Bases 144 to 896 code for a protein of 250 amino acids. Gene Ontology annotation, biological process: plant-type cell wall organization. Gene Ontology annotation, cellular component: extracellular region.